GAAAAACGAAACAUUAUCGCGUUGACGUGGCUGUAAGAGGUAAACACGGAAACGUUUUGGUAGGAACAUAGUCGAAAGUAUGGAUCAAAAAAAAGAAACGGCAUUAGUGACGGAAAGAUACGGCUCUCAGGAAGAGUGGACGUACCGAUUAAAUAAGGGAGUGCUGAAGAGGGAAAGGCUGGAUGCUGGGGGAGCCACCAAGCCAUUUCUUGGGUUCUUUAAAAGUGUCUUCUUACCACAAGGAUAUCCAGACAGUGUCAGUGGGGACUACCUGCAAUAUCAGUUUUGGGAUACUAUACAGGCUUUCUCCAGCUCCCUGUCAGGCACGCUAUCCACCCAAGCAUCACUAAGGGGUGUUGGUGUAGGCAAUCAGGAGGCUACAGUUGCUGCGGCAACUGUUACCUGGUUACUAAGAGAUGGCACCGGGAUGCUGGGCAGAAUACUGUUUGCGUGGGUCAAAGGGAGCAAACUGGACUGCGAUGCCAAGAAAUGGAGGCUUGUGGCCGACGUUCUCAAUGACAUCGCCAUGUUCAUGGAGAUUUUGGCGCCCAGCUUCCCAGCAUGCUUCACUUUCAUCGUCUGCAUUGCUGGAAUUUUAAAGUCCAUUGUUGGAGUGGCAGGUGGAGCCACUAGAGCUGCUCUGACCUUACAUCAGGCUCGCAGGGACAACAUGGCCGACGUAUCUGCCAAAGAUGGCAGCCAGGAGACGCUGGUAAAUCUGGCUGGACUGCUGGUCAGCUUGGUUCUCAUUCCCCUUGUUACCAACAAUGCACUGUUGACCUUUGUCCUCUUCUUCUCCUUCACGGUCCUGCACCUUCUGGCCAAUUACAAGGCAGUCCGGUCCAUUGUCAUGGAAACCCUGAAUGAGGCCCGACUUUCCAUUCUGCUGCACCAGUACCUGCAUGAUGGUCGGAUUCUCAGCCCGUCAGAAGCCAAUAGCAGAGAGCCGGUCUUCCUUGCUGUUUUCCCCCCAGAGUUCAGAAGGAGAGUCCCCAUUAAAUUUGGUGUAAAGUUUGGGGACCUUAUCACCAGCCCUGAUGAGCUUCGUCUUGCUUUGAAAAACAACAGUAAGGCAUACCUCAUUGGAAUGAGAGAUGGUCGUGUGCUAGUGUGCCGGGGCUCAGACACAUCAGCAGGCGUGGAAAUCAAGGCUGCCAGCCAGGCGUUAUGCCUCAGCAUGAUGCUGUGCCAAAUGUGUCCACCAGAGGGAGCUCUAAAGGCACUUUCAGCCACUCAGACACAAAACCCCUGGGAAAUGGUCUCUGAGAGUCACAAAAUCAUUGACCAGAUGUUUCCACUCUUCCUUAAUGGCCUGCGGAAGGCCGGCUGGCAGACAGACCGCACGCUCCUCGACUGGGAUGAGUGGAGGGUGGUGUGGAGGAAGAAGAGCGAUUGAAGACGGGAAAAAACGGGAGGGGUGUUGUAACCUGCGAGCUGAGUCCAUGGGACCCCCUUGGUGAUGAACACACCUCCCCAUCAUCAAAGCUCCUCUGGCAUCAUCUGUCUUCAUUCUCGUGAUCUGUGUGCCAUUUGUUUUGAUAAAGGGAUAAAAGUAUGAAAAGAUCCAUGUUUUGUUGUAUCUUCUCCCCCACCCUGCAUUUUUUAAGGGUUUCCCUUGAUUUAUGGAUGUAUUCCAUCAUCUCCAGGUUUCCGUUUAUUGGACGUCUUAAUCUUAGUUUUGCUUUGGCCGAUUUUUCAUUCUCUGAUAUUUGCAGUCCUUGACUGGAGAGUCAUUCUUUGCCGUGUGUAAGUCAUCCACAAGGUGGCAGCAUCUGAAAUUGUUAGACUGAGAACCACUGUUGAGUUUGUGACCAGCGUGGAUAUAAUGACACAUAUGCCAUCUUACAAGGGCAAAUAAAGUGUAAGCGUUCAGCUCAGGUUCAUGUUAGUGUCGCUUACACUGGCAUAAUUAUGUAGCAAUAGAUGAGAUGGAGACGCCAAAUCAUUUAAGUUCAAGCUUACAUUUCAUCUGGUGAAUUUAAGUAUUCAGUUGGUUUUGUAUACAUUUGGUUUGUAUUUGGAUUUUUUGCACUUUUUGAGAAAAAAUAACCGCCCAUUUCACCUUUCAGAAAAUUGCUGUCCAUAUGGUUACUGAUAGGAACAAUUGAUGGAUUUGGAAUAUGCAAACACUCCCUAUACCUAGCAGCCCCCUCCACCUAAUGCAUCACACUCCCUAGGCCUAGCAGCCCCCUCAGCCUAACACAUCACACUCCCUAGGCCUAGCAGCCCCCUCAGCCUAACACAUCACACUCCCUAGGCCUAGCAGCCCCCUCAGCCUAACACAUCACACUCCCUAGGCCUAGCAGCCGCUUCCGCUUAACAUAUCACACUCCCUAUGCCUAGCAUGUCUGUCUUAGGCCUCAAACUACAUGUAUUAUUUAUGUAUUUGUUAUUAUUUUUCUGAUUCAUUGCCAGAGUGUUUAUUUCUAUAGUUGAAUGUAAGUAUCAGUUUUGUGUCUAAUUUCAGAGACUGAGACUUUUAUUGUUAGUCCUGGUUUAUUUUGUGCCCUGGUUUGUGGUCUCACUUUAAUCCGAUCAUAGCAUGUCCCCGGCUUAGUCAGCCUCUUCCGGCCCGUCUGCAGGCUGCCCCUCGGGUGACCUCUCCCGGUCAUGACUGAGCACGUCCCCUAUAGACACACAUGCCAGCCCGUGGCUGCAGAGAAGUGUCACUGCAAAUAUUCUAUCCCCUGUUGACAGAAAAUGUUUUUUUUUAUCUUCACCUUUGGAAGUAAGUCAGCAAAAUUUCUCAUUCCAGAAAGGGUGAAAUGAAAAGCUUGUUUUUAGUUUGUUUUUUCCCUUCUUGCAUAUUGCUGUUUGUGUGAAGCCAACUGUUAUUAAAAUAAGCAUUACAAGCUGCUCCAUUUUAAUGCUGCGUGCUUAUAGCAGCCAGUGGUAGACUCUCAGCAGUCAAAGUAUGUAUAAUUAAAGUAUAAGUAAUGCUAACAAAGUAUCAGGACCAGAACAGUAGUACUAUUACCAUCCAGUAUCCCAGCUUAAACACUUUAAGAAUCUAGUGUCUCUUUUAAAUGGUGUUUUAAACCUUAUCUUGUAUAUUUGUAGUAUACCAGCAAAGGGAGUAUAAUACUCAAUAAUAGCAAAAUACAUCCCUUUGCAUGUUUGAUCUUGUAGUGGUGCAGCAUGUGAUUAUGCAGUGCUUUUUUGAUAUUAUAAGUGUUAUAUAACUGUACAAAAAUAA
Molecule: messenger RNA, 3196 nt
Organism: Paramormyrops kingsleyae
Lineage: Eukaryota; Metazoa; Chordata; Actinopteri; Osteoglossiformes; Mormyridae
Gene: rusf1
Product: RUS family member 1
Source: RefSeq, a predicted model, not a curated record